CGCAUGCGGACCCGUCCUUGGGGCGGGGCCGCGCGGGGAGGAGGGUCGGGGAAGGAAGCGCGGAGCACGGACCCCGCCCCUUCGCGGCCCCGCGCGUGACGUCGCAGGGGGUGCCGGCCUCCGCCGGGCCCGGAGUGCAGGCUCUCCCCGGAGGCUCAGCCCCCUCUGCUCCCCAUGGGCAACUGCCAGGCAGGGCACAACCUGCACCUGUGUCUGGCCCACCACCCACCUCUGGUCUGUGCCACUUUGAUCCUGCUGCUCCUUGGCCUCUCCGGCCUGGGCCUUGGCAGCUUCCUCCUCACCCACAGGACUGGCCUGCGCAGCCCUGACAUCCCCCAGGACUGGGUCUCUUUUUUGAGAUCUUUUGGCCAGCUGACCUUGUGUCCCAGGAAUGGGACAGUCACAGGGAAGUGGCGAGGGUCUCACGUCGUGGGCUUACUGACCACCUUGAACUUCGGAGACAGUCCAGACAGGAACAAGACCCGGAUAUUCCAGGCCACGGUCCUGGGUAGUCAGAUGGGAUUGAAAGGAUCUUCUGCAGGACAGCUGGUCCUUAUCACAGCCAGGGUGACCACAGAAAGGACUGCAGGAACCUGCCUGUAUUUUAGUGCCGUUCCAGGAAUCCUACCCUCCAGUCAGCCACCCAUAUCCUGCUCAGAGGAGGGGGCUGGAAAUGCCACCCUGAGCCCUAGAAUGGGUGAGGAGUGCGUUAGUGUCUGGAGCCAUGAAGGCCUUGUGCUGACCAAGCUGCUGACCUCGGAGGAGCUGGCUCUGUGUGGCUCCAGGCUGCUGGUCUUGGGCUCCUUCCUGCUUCUCUUCUGUGGCCUUCUCUGCUGUGUCACUGCUAUGUGCUUCCACCCGCGCCGGGAGUCCCACUGGUCUAGAACCCGGCUCUGAGGGCACUGGCCUAGUUCCCGACUUGUUUCUCAGACAGAAUCAUACACAUUCUUUUGUGGCUGACUUCUUUCAAGCAACAUUGUGAUUUUAAGACUCACCCAUAACUAGUUCGCAUCCAAGCAUUUGGGUAACAAUGGUGAGUUAAGAGGGUUCGCAUUUGAUGAUUCGUCCUGGAUAUGAACCAUAUUUGUCUUGCUUUUGUCCUGAAAUUCCGAUACCCAGUUUUAUGAUGAAAAUGUUGUAAAAUUCAACUUGAACUGCUCAGAAGAGUCUCAUUGAUGAUACCCGUUUACUGGGGACGUAGUAUGUUCCCAAGAACUUGACAUGCACCUUCUCUCUUCCAUUUAGUCAUCAUUACCUUUAGAAAAAGCUGAUUCUGUUAACAAGAUCUUUGGAGGGAAUCAGCUUCACAAACAUAGCAAUGGGUGGGGGUCAUUAGGUUCACAUGUCAGCCCACUAAGGGAAAAAAUAUUUCUGCAAAACAUCUUCACUUGUCAGAGGGAGGGUGCAUGUAAUCUGAGAGCCAUGUUUUUAUGCAUCCAGCUCUUGAACUGGUCUCAGCUUCAGCUGGCUGUGGUGCCCUGGGAAGUUACUAUGGGAAAAGUGGAAAUAGUUCAGGCUCAGGAAACUGAUCAGGCCAGAGGAACUGGAAGCUCAAGAUCAACUCUGCUUAUUUUGCUGAUGGCUGGACCUAAAUGCCCCAGCCACCUACUUGGGACAGGAAAUGACAGGACCCUCUCAACCUUGGACUGGGAAAGGAGGGCUUCCUGCCCCUGGCACAUCCUGGAGUCCUGAGGCUACCUUAGUUGGGAUCAAAUGCCUGUAUUGGUCUCUAGCUGUCACUCCCUCUGCUCGUUCCUCCAUUUCUGCACACAUCUCAGAGCUUCCUCUAGCAGCUCUCCGACCUGUUUUGUUGUU
Chlorocebus sabaeus (green monkey) is the source of this 1815-nucleotide messenger RNA. RefSeq names its product transmembrane protein 219 (gene TMEM219). NCBI's taxonomy places the organism in Eukaryota, Metazoa, Chordata, Mammalia, Primates, Cercopithecidae. The record is from RefSeq and is a predicted model, not a curated record.